Messenger RNA from Zingiber officinale, 1267 nucleotides. RefSeq names its product sodium channel modifier 1-like. NCBI's taxonomy places the organism in Eukaryota, Viridiplantae, Streptophyta, Magnoliopsida, Zingiberales, Zingiberaceae. Gene Ontology annotation, cellular component: nucleus. The record is from RefSeq and is a predicted model, not a curated record. Gene Ontology annotation, biological process: RNA splicing. The coding region runs from base 148 to 858 and encodes 236 amino acids. The transcript has 5 exons.
UUCAGAUCGGAAGCAGAGGAAAUUAAUCGGAAGGAAGAUCGCGAUCUUGCUGUCGUUCCACCAUUCGUCGAAUUGCAAAUCUUUGGAUUCGUUUUGAUCCGCGAUAGAGGGCAAUCUUCGCAGUCGCAGCGGCAGCAGUCACCGAGGAUGAGCACGUUUGGAGGGGAUAGUUGGGGGAGGGAGGCGCAUCACCGGAAGAGAAGAGUCGACGAUCUCAUGCUCUCCUCCUCCUCCGGUGAUGCUGCAUCAUCUCCUUCUUUCAAGAAGCUCUCCAGCGGAAAAUUCGUCUGCCUCGUCUGCCCUCACAAUCCCAUCCUCGAUAACCCUCUCAUGCUGUCUAUGCAUAACAAGGGAUCUCGGCAUAUUGCUGCAGAAUCAAAGGCGAGGGAAAGUGAAUUAUCUAAACGGGAUGAAUCAAAGAAGAGACUAGCUCUGUCAGCUGAUUCUACUGGCCUGUCAAAUUCUGGUAAUUCAAGACAGCAAAUAAAAAAUGUAAUGUUCCCUAACAAGCCACUGAUCCAGAAGACAAUGAAGGCGAUUUCAGAAUCUCAAUGCAAAAAUGUGGACAAUCCAAAUGCUGCAAAUGCUGGGCAUUGUUCUAAUAUAACAACAUCAUCUUCUAUUGGCGAUUCAAACUAUACUUGCACUACUGAUGGCAUCAGUGUGCCACCCAGAAAUAUUACUGGAACGGCGAAUAAGAUACUUGCUGAUUGGAAUUCAGAACUACUUGAGCGUCGGGAGAAAGAACUGAAGUUUACUGCUGCUGGUUGGAAGCGUGAUUGUCAUGGAAAAUGGUACAGAGAUGAAAAUGUGGAAUUUGACUCUGAUGAAGAAGAUCCAAACAUGGUCCUCGAAUGACUUCAUUUCUCAAGUCAUUAAGGAUGCAGAAGUACUAGAAAUGAAUUCCCAAAUAUCCUUAUCACCAGAUGAUUAUAUCAAUCGUCGCUCAAGUUCUCAUACAGACGAUUCCAUCUUCAAUCGCUAUUUAAAGAUACAUUAGCAGUAUUGCACAUGUAAUUUGGCAAACACGCAAUGGUAGAUCUUCCACAACAAGAGAGUGUAUGGACUUGAAUGCAUAAAACAAGGAGGAAAAAUGAUACAAAAGAUGCCCAUAAAUGGAGUUCUUUCAUAGAGUUCCAGCAAUUUGAUGGAUCACUUUAUAUCUAUUGGGCCAAAAGGUACCUGAAUCUGAAUUCAUAAGGCAGAAUCUGUAUCGCCUGUCGACUGGCACUUACUCGGCUCGUCUCGAGGCAUUCUACUGCUUCAG